Molecule: messenger RNA, 864 nt
Organism: Penicillium malachiteum
Lineage: Eukaryota; Fungi; Ascomycota; Eurotiomycetes; Eurotiales; Aspergillaceae
Product: arginase family protein
Exons: 1
Coding region: 1-864 (287 amino acids)
Cellular component (GO): nucleus; cytosol; cytoplasm
Molecular function (GO): manganese ion binding; arginase activity
Source: RefSeq, a predicted model, not a curated record
AUGCUCGCGGACGGUAUUACGAUCAUCUUCUCGCCCUAUCAUGUUGGGAUUCGUGAUCAUCGUGUGGGAAAUGGUCCUAACCGCAUUCGAGACCUUGGAAUUAUGAAAACACUUGAAAACCUCGGAGUCACUAUUAACGUCGUGGAACUUGACCCAGUGGAUGAAUUUGAGGAUGAGAUUGGCCGAAGUUUUGUACUCCUCCUCCGUUUAUCCACGGCCGUCACGAGAGCCGUUGAGCAGUAUACUUUCCCGCUUAUCCUGUCCGGCAAUUGCAUGGCCAGUGCAGCUGUUGCCUGCGGCCUAGGUAUUGACGACUUGAAAUUCAUCUACUUCGAUGGUCAUGAUGACCUUGAUUCCCCUGAUGUGAACGAGAACGGAUAUUUCGAUGCGAUGGGACUCUCCAUGCUCCGCGGUGAGAGUUGGCACGCUCACACAAAAACGGUGCCUGGAUUCAAGCCGCUGAAAUAUGAUGUUAAUUUCCUGUAUUGUGGACUCCGUGAUCAAAGCGAAGUGCAGCGACAGCGUGUCAUUGAUGCUGGAAUGAGUUCUAUCUGGGGUGAACCGGGAAAAAAGGUCGACUUUGUGACUGAGCUGAGCAAGGAGCUCGACGCAAAGUCCUAUGGGGCCUCUUUAGUUCAUCUUGACUUGGACGUGCUGGACGACUCCCUUGGAAAGGUUAAUGAUUUCCCUUCAUCAGGAAGCUUGUUUGAGUCAGAAUUGAUUCAGUGCAUGUCCCUGGUGCCCAAGAAAAGCAACCCAAAAUCCCUCACCGUUUGUUCUUUUGACCCCGAUUCAGGAGACGGUGAUAGGAUUGCUCGGAUUGCUAUUGAAGCCAUCACCACGUUUGUUCUCUCGCUAGUAUAA